Messenger RNA from Panonychus citri (citrus red mite), 3368 nucleotides. It is a transcript of the gene FBXO11, whose product is annotated as F-box only protein 11-like. Gene Ontology annotation, molecular function: protein binding; zinc ion binding. The transcript is spliced from 4 exons. Bases 219 to 3203 code for a protein of 994 amino acids. Gene Ontology annotation, biological process: protein ubiquitination; ubiquitin-dependent protein catabolic process; regulation of apoptotic process. The record is from RefSeq and is a predicted model, not a curated record. Lineage: Eukaryota; Metazoa; Arthropoda; Arachnida; Trombidiformes; Tetranychidae.
AACUUGUGUUUCUCUCUUUCAUCUUCUUCUUUUCUCUCUCUCUCUCUCUCUUUCUCUCUUUUUCUCUCUUUCUUUGCUCACUAUUUUAUCUUUUUGUUUUCAUUUAAUGGUUUUCAUUUCUUAAAGUUUUAUAUUUUUUUGUUUAUUUCUGUCAUUUGCCUUGGCCAUUAGUUUUUUUGUGAUCUUCUGGAAAGAGAAAGUUAAUUCACUGGUUACCAAUGCCCAUGAUGACCCGUAGAAACGGGAAACGGCGAAAAUAUGAGGUCAAACCUUCGCCUUCCUCACCUUUACCUCAUGAAUCACCUCAACAACUUCAAUCACAACCAUCAACUUCAGCCAAUGAAACCUCAAAUUCUUCACCAGGAUCAACAUCUACUACCAUUUCACCGUCAACCACAACAUUCCAAUCAUCAACAACCACUAUACCUUCAUCAUCAAUAGCCGAUGUUAACAAUUUAUGUCCACCUUUGUCUUCAAAUCAACCAAAUCAACCUCAAAGCCAAUGUUUGUCGUCCGUACCUCUAGUAUCUUCAAAUAAUAAUCAAUUAACAAACAAAGAUAACACCUCAAGUCAAGGACGAGUUGUAGGCAUAGCUUGUAAUACUGAUGACGAUGAUGCUCAUGAAGAAAUAGUCAAUCAACCACCACCACCAUCAUCAUCAGCUUCAUCUUCAUCUACAUCGACUUUAACUAACAAAAAAAAUGAUAGUUCCCCAAGAGUUUCCUUAGAUAAGAUUGCAAAUGAAGUUUGGUUCACUAUAUUUUCUUACCUUUUGGAGCAAGAUUUGUGCCGAGUAUCUCAAGUUUGCCUAAGAUUUCAUACCAUUGCCAAUGAUUGUGAGCUAUGGAAAAAUUUGUACAAUAGUGUCUAUGAAUAUGAUUUACCUUUAUUUCGUAAAGGACCAACCGAAUUUGAAUUUAUAUCUCCAGAUGAUUGUGAUGUUGUAAAUCCAUGGAAGGAAAGUUUCCGUCAAUUAUAUGGAGGUGCUCAUGUUAGACCGGGUUAUCAAGAAUUAGUUGAAAGAAAUCCAUUUAGAUACAAAGGACGAAAUGUAGUCUAUUUUGAUACAAUGGAAAAAGCUCUUAAUUAUUGUGAAGAGACUGAAGGUUUACAUGAAGUAGAUACAUCACUUACUUCACCUUCUGGAACUUGUUCAUCUUUACCUUCUAAUCACAAUCAUAAUAAUUCUGGACAACAUUCAUCAGCUUCUCCAACAACCGUUAAUUCAACCCUAAGGAAGGAAGAUAUUUCGAUCAAAGAAAAUUUUAAUCCACCAAUAAUUUUCAUCCAUUCGGGUACAUAUAAACCUGAAUGUCUUUUCAUUGAUUCGUCAGUUGCAAUGAUUGGAGCUGCUCCAGGAAAUGUUGCUGAAAAUGUUAUUCUAGAAAAACAUUCUGAUUCAACGAUAACUUACAUUGAAGGAUCACGUCGAGCUUAUCUUGGUUAUGUUACUCUCAAGUUCUCACCCGACAUAACCUCUUGUGUACCUCAUCAUAAACAUUACUGCCUCGAGAUCACCGAACGUUGUUCACCAAUAAUUGACCAUUGUAUCAUAAGAAGUACCUCUGCCGUUGGAGCGGCAGUUUGUGUUUCUGGACCAGAAGCAUCUCCUGUAAUUAAACAUUGUGACAUCUCUGACUGUGAAAAUGUUGGUCUUUACAUUACUGACCAUGCCAAGGGAAUUUAUGAAGACAAUGAGAUCAGUCGAAAUGCUUUAGCCGGGGUUUGGGUUAAAAAUCAUGCCAGUCCAAUUAUGCGUCGAAAUCACAUCCAUCAUGGACGUGAUGUCGGUGUUUUUACUUUCGAUUAUGGUCUAGGAUAUUUUGAAGCAAAUGAUAUUCAUAAUAAUAGAAUAGCAGGUUUCGAGGUGAAGGCCGGUGCCAAUCCAACUGUGGUCGGAUGUGAGAUUCAUCAUGGCCAAACAGGAGGAAUAUAUGUCCAUGAGAAUGGAGGUGGACAAUUUAUUGAGAAUCGAAUUCAUUCAAAUAAUUUUGCUGGUGUUUGGAUAACUUCCCAUUCUGAUCCAACAAUUCGCCGUAAUGAGAUUUAUAAUGGACAUCAGGGUGGAGUUUACAUUUUUGGUGAAGGCCGAGGUUUAAUUGAGCAAAACAACAUUUAUGGUAACGCAUUAGCCGGUAUUCAAAUUCGUACCGCAAGUGAUCCAAUUGUGCGUCACAAUAAAAUUCACCAUGGACAACAUGGUGGUAUCUAUGUUCACGAGAAAGGUCAAGGGUUAAUAGAAGAGAAUGAAGUUUAUGCCAAUACAUUAGCUGGGGUGUGGAUCACCACCGGAUCCACGCCUGUAUUACGAAAAAAUCGUAUCCACAGUGGUAAACAGGUGGGCGUUUAUUUUUAUGACAAUGGUCAUGGUCGGUUAGAAGAGAACGACAUUUUCAAUCACCUUUAUUCAGGAGUACAAAUAAGAACCGGAAGCAAUCCAAUGAUUAAGAAGAAUAAAAUUUGGGGUGGACAAAAUGGAGGUGUUCUAGUUUACAAUGGAGGUCUUGGUACCUUAGAACAGAAUGAAAUUUUUGACAAUGCAAUGGCCGGAGUUUGGAUUAAAACAGAUUCUUGUCCAACCCUUCGGCGUAAUAAAAUAUACGAUGGUCGGGAUGGUGGUGUUUGCAUUUUUAAUGGAGGAAAAGGUGUCCUCGAAGAGAACGAUAUUUUCCGUAAUGCUCAAGCCGGUGUUCUAAUCUCAACACAAAGUCAUCCCGUUCUCCGGCGUAAUCGUAUCUUUGAUGGCCUUGCUGCCGGAGUUGAGAUAACCAAUAAUGCCUCAGCUACACUAGAAGAGAAUGAAAUUUUUAACAAUCGUUUUGGUGGCCUUUGUUUGGCCAGCGGAGUAAAUCCUCACCUUAAAGGGAACAAAAUUUUUGACAACCACAAUGCUGUUCAAAAGGCUGUCUCCAAUGGUCAGUGUCUUUAUAAAAUAUCAAGCUAUACAAGUUUCCCAAUGCACGAUUUUUACAGAUGUCGGACUUGUAACACAUCAGAUCGGAACGCUAUUUGUGUCAACUGUAUAAAUACUUGUCACGCGGGACACGAUCACGAAUACAUCAGGCAUGAUCGGUUCUUUUGUGAUUGUGGAGCUGGAUCGUUGUCUAAUCAAUGUCAUCUACAAGGAGAACCCACUCAAGACACUGAUACUCUUUAUGAUUCUGCUGCUCCCAUGGAAUCUCAUACAUUGAUGGUUAAUUGACACCUCGUAUUCUCAUAAACUCUAUAGUUGAUUAAUUUUUCUAUCUAUUUAAUCAUUCUCAUCAUUAUUCACGUCGUCACCAUCUCAUCACAAUCAUCAAAAUUAUCACAUUAACAUCAAUUACUGCGUUUUUUGAAAUCGUCAUUAACACACACACUCAGUCAC